AUGCUAGGCUCUCUUCUCAACCUCGUCAUCGCCUCUGCGAUUGGCGUCGCGGCCCUGCCGAGCAGUGACAAGCUCAACUUUCUGGCUGAGCGCGGUGUCUUUGCGCCUAUCGCGACGAGCAACCCUUCGGGCAUUUCUGGUGGCACCGUCCAGACUGCGCCGGAUGGAGCUCCGGUUUCUUCAUUCUUUGCUGGAUUGAAGCCUCCGUACCCAACCAACUCGUGGUGGGCUUCAUACGCCGCAACGCCAGGAAACGGCACCGCCUCGGGCCCGUUCCCGUACGAGUCCCAGCUCGACGGCUACGGCAUCAACUUUGGCGUCAGCAACAGCCGCCAGUUCGACGGCACGUCCAUCAAGCAGCCCACGCAGAAUGACUGGCGCGCCGGCUUCGUCGAGCACUCGGGCGCCUUUGCCAAUCACAAGGCCACGGCGUUUGAUACGCACUCGGUGACGGUGCAGUACUUCCAGGGAGGCGCCUCCUUGACGUCGCCUCUGAUUCCGGGAUCGCCCUACAUUACGCUUCAGUACAAUGCUGCGACGCCGCUGCUGACGUCGCGGAACGGCGGCAUUGCGUCUUUCAACGGACAGUCCAUUGCUAACGGACAGAGUGACUCAGUCUCCGCCACCGGCACCGAGUUCACCGUCGUCGACACCACCGGCACAACGUACCUCAUCUACGCGCUCUCCUCCAUCACCCUCAAGGCCACCGCCACCAACAGCGCCGUCGGCACCAUCCAGGCCAGCGGCACCUUCACCGGCGUCCUGCGAGUGGUCAGACUCGUUCAGAGCAGCCACAAGGCUCUCCUCGACCAGUACUCCAGCGUUUACCCGACGGGAGUGAGCCUCGACUACAGCUUCACCACCACGCAGGGCACUCUCAUCUUCAACUACGCCACUGUCGGAGCCGGCGCCAAUCUGCUGAUGUUGACGUGGCCGCACCACCGUUUGUCGCUGCAGAGCCCCAACUCUCCUCCUACUUCGUCGCUGGGUUAUCUUACCACAAAGGGAUGGAUGUACCCAACUCUCGGCAACCAGUGGAAGCUGCUGUAUAACCUGAGCAGCAUCACCUGGAACCCUCCUCGAGCCCUCGACUCUUCCUGCAACUCUGCUGUUAUCCAGGGUCUCCAGUACGAGAUUGGCCAGCUGAACGUGGCAAACGCGCCCAUUCCCAACGAGUUCUACUACUGGGGCGGCACUCUGGCUGCCCAAGCCCGUCUUGCCCUCAUUGCUGAAGCCGUGGGACAAACCGCUCUCAUUCCCAAUGUCACAAACUACCUCAAGGCGUCCUUCAACAACUGGUUUGCCCCUACCACCGGAGCCUUCCCUGCGUACGAAACCUCCUGGGGCGGUGUUGUCGACAAGGCCGGUGCAGCCAACUCUGGCAUUGAUUUCGGCAACGGUUACUACAACGAUCACCACUUCCACUACGGAUACUUCCUGACUGUUGCUGCUGUCAUUGCUAAGUACGACUCUUCGUGGCUGGCUCAGCACAAGGACUUUAUCAACUGGUUUGCUCGUGAUAUCAUCAACCCCUCUUCCCAGGACCCCUACUUCCCCGUCACCCGCUGCCGUGACUGGUUCGCAGGCCACUCCUGGGCCUCUGGUAUUGCCAACGGAGCCGGCAGCCGUGAUCAGGAAUCCACCGGCGAGGCCAUCAACGGCUACUACGGCGCCCUCCUCUGGGCCACCGUUGCUCUCUCCCAGGACUACGUCAACUACGCCAAGCUGCUCGUUGCGACUGAGCAGCAGGGCGCCCAGGUCUACUGGCACCUGUACCCCCAGCAGAGCUCGACUGAUCCCAACAACCCCUACCCCGAGGCCGCCGUCCGAAACUUGGUUACGAUGGGCAAUGUCGAGGACUGGCAGUCUGGUGCUUGGCUGUUCUGGGGCGCUGAGAAGAGCGAGAUUGCAGCCAUUCAGAUGCUGCCUAUCACGCCCAUCAACGAGGCGCUGUAUGACACUCAGUGGGUGAACAAUGUUUGGUCGUAUGCUCAAAACGAGAUUGUCGACCCAACCAUUGCCGAUGACUGGCGAUGCGUUUUGAUUGCUGCCUACUCCAACGCCAAUCCCCAGACUGCCGCUGCCUGGAGCGCCAACCUCACUACCUGGGGCUCUGGAAACACCUUCUCCAACGAGCUCUUCUUCAUCGGCACCCGCCCCAACCCCAGCGGCCAGCCCAUUUGCGGCUCCAACUUCCCCCAGAACCCCUACGGCACCUUCAAGAUCCAGGCCGCCACCUCCGGCCAAUGGGUUGUCUCCUCCACUGCCUCGUCCAACCUCGUUGCCUCUGGCUCUCAGGCCAACGCCGGCGUCUUCGUCAGCUCCUACACGCCCAACGCCGGCAACCUCAAGCUCACCAGCAACAACCAGUUCGUCACCGCCGACUCGUCUGGUAACUUUACCCUUCAGGCUGCUCGUGCCACGGCUUCUUCGUGGGAGGUCUUUACGAUCCGCCAGAAGAUUGGCGCGGCCAGCGGCGUGUACACCAUCAAGGCUGGCAGCAACGGCAAGUGGGUUACGCUGGCUGGCGAUGGAUCUCUGGUCAACAAUGGCGCCACGGAGUCUUCUGGUGCGGGCUUCAAGUUUGUUGCUUCAUAA
Trichoderma atroviride IMI 206040 is the source of this 2598-nucleotide messenger RNA. NCBI's taxonomy places the organism in Eukaryota, Fungi, Ascomycota, Sordariomycetes, Hypocreales, Hypocreaceae. The record is from RefSeq and is a predicted model, not a curated record.